UCGGCCGAGGCAGGCGGGGUGACGCUCUCCGCAGCGUUUCGAGACAUUCAGGUCCAAAGUUUCCUUUCAAAUAUAUCCAUAUAUAAAUUUAUAUAUAUUUUUUCCAUACCGCGUAACAAUGAAGACUCCCAGCAGUCCGCGUGCGGGAACUGACAGAAACCCGUUUCUCCACGAGCCGAAGUUUUCCACGACAGACAAAAUAAAGAUCGGAUUUAUGUCAGUCACAGUUUUUCCAGUCCGGCUGCUGUUGGUCUCUUUCUUCAUGCUGCUGGCGUGGCCUUUCGCCUUCACGGCUUCGCUGGGACGUUCUGAGCUCGUCCCCGAUCCACAGUCGUGGUGGAGGAGAAUAAUAGAUCUUUGUCUUCGGGUCAUUAUGCGAACCAUGUGGUUCUGCGGUGGUUUCCAUUGGAUCAAAGUGAAAGGGGAGCGAGCGCCGCCUUCUGAGGUUCCCAUCCUCACCGUAGCGCCCCAUUCCUCCUACUUCGACGCAAUCCCAGUCACCAUGACCAUGUGCUCCAUUGUCACCAAGCUGGAGAGCCGCAGCAUCCCAGUCUGGGGCACUCUGAUCAGCUACAUCAGGCCCGUGUUGGUGUUCCGGUCGGAUCAGCACUCCAGGAGAAAAACUGUUGAGGAGAUCAAACGAAGAGCCCAGUCUGGAGGAAAGUGGCCCCAGAUCAUGAUAUUCCCUGAGGGGACAUGCACCAACAGGUCGGGUCUCAUCUUAUUCAAGGCUGGUGCUUUCAUCCCAGGACUCCCAGUGCAGCCAGUGGUGCUGCGAUACCCAAACAAACUGGACACUGUUUCGUGGACGUGGCGCGGCCCUGGAGCGUUUAAGAUUUUAUGGCUCACUCUGUGUCAGCCUCAUAACUCCAUCGAGAUCGAGUAUUUACCCAUCUAUCACCCGUCAGAGGAGGAGAGGAAAAACCCCGCUCUGUUCGCCAGCAACGUCAGGAAGCUCAUGGCCGAGGUGCUGGAGAUUCCCCUCACAGACCUGUCCUUCGACGACCGGCACAUCGUCCUGUCACACGGCCCGCUGAGGAUACACGACUGCACCGGCCUGCUGCACUUCAACCAGCUGCUGGGCCGACUGGGGUUAAAGUCGGGGAGCAGAGGCGACUCGCUGCAAGAGGAGGCCAGACGGGCCGCCAAGCUGCAGGAGGACAGACUAGGACUGCAGGACUUUGCCCAGUUUCUCAGCCUUCCAGUUACAGACACGCUCAGACAAGUCCACAACCUCUUCCAUCAGGACGGAGACGGAAAGAUAGACGUCAGACACUACGUCACCGCUCUGUCUACUGUACACAGACCUCAUAAACCCAUGGACACAUUAAAACUGGCCUUCCAGAUGUAUGAGGACGACAGCGGGGGAGUCACAGGAGACGAUCUGGCUGUCAUUUUCGAAAUAAUGUUGGGCGUAAAGGAAGUGGAGCUUUCCCCUCUGUUCUUUGAACUUGAAGCUCAACACACAGCGAAGAUCACUUAUGAUGAGCUUCAGCGUCUCAUAGAGACACGUCCACACUUCUCCGUGGACUGCCUCGGUUUUCAGGAUCAUCCUCGUCGCGGCUGCAUCGGCCGGCUCAACUACUGCAACGGACACAACAAAGACGACUGAAUAACAGACUCCAUGUUCUGGUUUGAUGGCUCCUUCAAGCUGUUGUGAAUCACCUGCUACAUCUGUGCCUUAAAGUGCAGGACAAGAAAGAGAAAUCGGUUUUCUCUGCCUUUUGUUUUAGAGCAUACUUCGGUGUAAAGAAGAAUUUUUAAAAAUGUGUAUGUAUAAAAUAUUAAUUUCUUACGCUAAAAUUUGAGAAGUCAGUUUGAUAGUUUUCUGUAAGUAGAAAUCACUCAGGUACAGCAAACACCAGAUCACUUAUCUUCUCUUUUGAAUGACAGGGCAAUAUUGCCAGUGCAAUAAAAACGACAAUUAAAAAGCAAUGUUAUUGUUACUUUGCUGUAACUUCAACUGCUCUAUGCAAGGAGCAAAACUGUUGUGGUGGUUUUAUUAAAUGCUUUAGAAGAGUCGUGCUCCUAGAACCGGUUUAAAACAAACAGAAAACUGUGAGAAUGUGAAGAUGAUGAACUUUCAAAGAGCUGCAGUUGAAAGAAUAUCUCAGCUCUGUGGCCUUUUCCCCAACUAACAAAGCAAAUUUUUCAGUUGGGGAAAAGAUACUUUUUGUUUUUCAUAAGUCGUGAUGAAAAGACAUUUUCUACCCUGUGACUGAAUCGUCACUGUUUCUCUGUUUCUGAAUGGGAAUCAUUAACACUGAUAUCAGGACUUUUAUUAAUGUACAUUUUAAAAUUCUUCCACUUGUAGUAUUGACAGUCUCUGUUUAUGCCCACCAGGUGGCGCUUUGAUUUCCCUCAAUCAAAAUAUGUGACUUCUCUGAAGCAGAAAAGAAUUUAAACUUAAACCAAUAAUGUGUCCAUCAUUUUUUAAAUAUUCUUACAUUCUUUGUUCUUUUUUCUCUUCUUCCUCUAUUUCCCCUUCUUUUUUCAAUUGCUGCUUUCUUAAAUUUUUCACCCUGUCUUCAUACCUUCAAACAAAUCGUUACUUUGUUCAUUUCUCACUCCUGUCAUCCUUCCUCCUGUUUCUUCCUGUUUACCUGAGUAAAUUACCUACCAUUAUUUUUGGCUUCCUUCCUUUAUCAUCCAUUAGGCUUCAGUGAACAUUUGUAUUUUAAGAAUGGAAUUAAAAUAAAAGGAACUUCACAAUCUGGAAAAAGUAUUAAAUAUUUAUAAUGGGAAGGAACCUCGUAUCUCAAUCUGCUCACAUUAAUUUCUUCAGAGAUAUGUAGAAAGUAUGGGCAGUUUAGAUUGUCAUCUGCUCUCAGUCCAGAUGGUGGCGCUAAGCCUCUGCGCUACAGGCACAAACCGAAGAGCCUCCCAUGCACCAGUGCCCACCUGAUGGACAGGAAAAGCAUUACCUCAUCCCUUCCUUUCAUUCCUUCAGGUAAAAAUAGACAGAUUAAGCCUGGGCUUUGAUGAGCCAAACCUGCAGAGGAGGUGUGGAAGCAGGGAGAGAGGGAUCGGUGUGGAGGAGAGAGACUAAAUGGAUCGUUCUGCUCCAAAUCCAAUCCCUAAUAGCUUGAGGGAGGGAGGGAAGGAGGAGGAAGAAGAAGAAAACAGUCAAAGAAAGAGGAGCGGCAGACUGGAGAUAUCGCGUAGAACAAUUAAGACCAGCCUUCAGGGGAUGAAGAAGCACCAGCUUUGUGGAGAACAUGCAACUUCCUCUCUGCAGUCAUCCUCACAUUCUCCUGCUUCAACAAAAGUGGCUCCAGAAAAUCAUGAGAAGAGUUUAAAUCUGAUUGGGGCAUUUAUGAAAACCACCUCCACUCAUCUUGUCAAAGAAAAGAAAUAAAUCUUGUGCUUUUUAUCCCAACCUGCACCUAAUCCCAGUCACUGCACUUUAGGAAACAUUUGAACCAAUCCACUGGAGAUAACCGGGGACUUCUGUCAGGCAGGGCCCAAUUCAGUACAGCUUGUUUGAAAUUUUACAAGAAUUGUAAUGAUUAAUUUGGCAUCAUGAACUAUAUGUAUUGUUUAUGACGGUG
Molecule: messenger RNA, 3551 nt
Organism: Poeciliopsis prolifica (blackstripe livebearer)
Lineage: Eukaryota; Metazoa; Chordata; Actinopteri; Cyprinodontiformes; Poeciliidae
Gene: lpcat1
Product: lysophosphatidylcholine acyltransferase 1
Exons: 14
Coding region: 119-1612 (497 amino acids)
Source: RefSeq, a predicted model, not a curated record